UACUGAAGAACAAAGAGAGUUGAUUGAAGAAAACAGGGAGAUUAAAGAGUUGAGUGAAGUUGAGGAGAAAAAUCAUAUUCACAUGAGAGUUCAUACAGGAGAGAAGCCAUUCACUUGUGAUCAAUGUGGAAAGAGUUUCUCACACUCAGCAAACCUUAAGGAUCACAUGAACAUCCACACUCGAGAGAAGCUGCAUGCAUGUGACCAAUGCAGAAAUUUUUUUUUGUGGCCUUCAGACCUGAAGAAACACCGGAGAGUUCAUACAAAGGAGAAACCGCAUUCAUGUUAUUUGUGUGGAAAGAGUUUUUCAUGUCUGCAAAAUUUGAAAGAACAUCAGAAAAUACAUACUGGUGUGAGAGACUACGUGUGCUUUGAGUGUGAAAAGACUUUUAUUUCAGUGAACUGUUUAAAACAGCACCAGAGGAUUCAUACUGGAGAGAAACCAUACAAGUGUUCACAAUGUGACAAGAAAUUCAGUCACUCGGGACAUCUGAAAACACAUGAGAGGAUCCACACUGGAGAGAAACCUUAUAAAUGUUCACAAUGUGACAAGAGAUUCAGUCACUCGGGACAUCUGAAAACACACCAGAGGAUUCAUACUGGAGAGAAACCUUGUGAGUGUUCACAAUGUGACAAGAAAUUCAGUCACUCGGGACAUCUGAAAACACAUGAGAGGAUCCACACUGGAGAGAAACCAUACACAUGUGGUCAGUGCGGGAAAAGUUUCACUCAAAAAGGAAACCUUAUGGAGCACAUGAGAGUUCAUACUGGAGAGAAGUCGUUCACUUGUGAUCAAUGUGGGAAAGGUUUCACAAAAUCAUCAAGCCUUAAGGUACACAUGAACAUUCACACUGAAGAGAAGCUGUACACAUGUGAUCAAUGUGACAAAACAUUUUUGAGGGCUUCAGACCUGAAGAAACACUUGAAAGUUCAUACAAAGGAGAAGCCACAUUCAUGUUAUUUGUGUGGAAAGAGUUUUUCGUGUCUUCAAAAUUUGAAAGGACAUCAGAAAAUACAUACUGGUGUGAAAGAGUACAUGUGCUUUGAGUGUGAAAAGACUUUUAUUUCAGUAAACUGUUUAAAACAGCACCAGAGGAUUCAUACUGGAGAGAAACCAUACAAGUGUGCACACUGUGACAAGAGAUUCAGUCAGUCAGGACAUCUGAAAACACACCAGAGGAUUCAUACUGGAGAGAAACCAUACAAGUGUGCACACUGUGACAAGAGAUUCAGUCAGUCAGGACAUCUGAAAACACACCAGAGGAUUCAUACUGGAGAGAAACCUUGUGAGUGUUCACAAUGUGACAAGAAAUUCAGUCACUCGGGACAUCUGAAAACACAUGAGAGGAUCCACACUGGAGAGAAACCUUAUAAAUGUUCACAAUGUGACAAGAGAUUCAGUCACUCGGGACAUCUGAAAACACACCAGAGGAUUCAUAUUGGAGAGAAACCUUAUAAGUGCUCACACUGUGACAAGAGAUUUAGCCAGACUGGAGACCUGAAAACACAUGAGAGGAUCCACACUGGAGAGAAACCAUACACAUGUGGUCAGUGCGGGAAAAGUUUCACUCAAAAAGGAAACCUUAUGGAGCAUAUGAGAGUUCAUACUGGAGAGAAGUCGUUCACUUGUGAUCAAUGUGGGAAAGGUUUCACAAAAUCAUCAAGCCUUAAGGUACACAUGAACAUUCACACUGAAGAGAAGCUGUACACAUGUGAUCAAUGUGACAAAACAUUUUUGAGGGCUUCAGACCUGAAGAAACACUUGAAAGUUCAUACAAAGGAGAAGCCACAUUCAUGUUAUUUGUGUGGAAAGAGUUUUUCGUGUCUUCAAAAUUUGAAAGGACAUCAGAAAAUACAUACUGGUGUGAAAGAGUACAUGUGCUUUGAGUGUGAAAAGACUUUUAUAUCAGCAAAUUGUUUAAAACUGCAUGAGAGGAUUCACUCUGGAGAGAAACCUUAUUUGUGUUCACACUGUGACAAGAGAUUCAGUCAGUCAACACAUCUGAAAAUACAUGAGAGGAUCCACACUGGAGAGAAACCGUACAAGUGUUCUCAUUGUGACAAGAGAUUCAGUCGGUCAGGAAUCCUGAAAAAACAUGAGAGGAUCCACACUGGAGAGAGACCUUAUAAGUGUUUACACUGUGACAAGAGAUUCAAUGAUUCAGGACACCUGAAAAGACACCAGAGGAUCCACACUGGAGAGAAACCGUAUCACUGCACUGCAUGUGGGAAGCGUUUCAAACAUUCAUCUGCUUUACACAAUCAUACAAAAAACAAUCACAGUAAGUAGAUCAUCUUCAGAUAAGCACUUUCAGGACUGAUGCUGCGUCCUCACACCAAUGAGACACAAUAAUGCAUCAAGUAGGGCUGGUCCGGAUAC
Sinocyclocheilus anshuiensis is the source of this 2380-nucleotide messenger RNA. RefSeq names its product zinc finger protein 658B-like. Lineage: Eukaryota; Metazoa; Chordata; Actinopteri; Cypriniformes; Cyprinidae. Gene Ontology annotation, cellular component: PcG protein complex; nucleoplasm; chromatin. The coding region runs from base 83 to 2290 and encodes 735 amino acids. The transcript has 2 exons. Gene Ontology annotation, molecular function: RNA polymerase II cis-regulatory region sequence-specific DNA binding; DNA-binding transcription repressor activity, RNA polymerase II-specific. The record is from RefSeq and is a predicted model, not a curated record. Gene Ontology annotation, biological process: regulation of immune system process; regulation of cytokine production; negative regulation of transcription by RNA polymerase II.